Molecule: messenger RNA, 740 nt
Organism: Orbicella faveolata
Lineage: Eukaryota; Metazoa; Cnidaria; Anthozoa; Scleractinia; Merulinidae
Source: RefSeq, a predicted model, not a curated record
GGUUGGUCUUAAAUGGGCAAAUGGGUUAGGACUCACCUCCUUUUAAGGAGCUCCGUGUAGCCAAUGUUGUCCAUUGCCCGAUCUUGCGUGACAUCUUCGAGUGACUCAGCAAACAAGCUGCAGAUUUGAUGAACAAACUUCACUGUAAUCGUUCAUGAUGGUCUUUGAGGCUACUAAUCAGAUCUUACUCCUGUUUGUGGCUGUGUUUCUCCCGUUGACAGUCAGCGGAUUAAGAUGUUACCAAUGCCUGAGCUCUUCAUCAAUGGCAGAUUGCAGCAAGACCAGCACGAAACUAACAUGCCCAGAAGUAGCUAACAGCUGUGCCAAAAUCUCUACUGAAGUGAUGUCAGACUACUUCUCGUUUAAAAGCUAUUCCUACGGCUGCGCAACCAAGAAGAUGUGCGACGAUGCCACAGAAGAGCUGAAAGUGUGCGAGCAGAUGAAACAGGCAGGCUACAAAGCUGAGUGUAGCAUCGCUUGUUGUCAAGGCGAUCUUUGUAGUACACUUGUCUCUUUAAGUGUCACGUCGGUGCCAAGCCUCUUGCUGUUACUUCCUUGCGUUAUUUUCACUCUAAUGAGAGUACUUUAAAGCUUACUUUGUCACGCUAAGCUAAAGGCGCCAUAAAUCACGUGAUGUACAUGUUUAGUCCACUGCUCCCAAUAAGGAGAAAUCUCCUGAACUGCCAAGAAUUUUUGUGUAACUGUUGUCAGCAAAUAAAGAACGCGUCGUUAUGUGCUUA